CUCCUGAUACUCCAGCGAAACCAAAACAAGACCGCUGCAGGCAACUGCUGGCGUGCUAGCGAGCGACCUUUAAACCUUCCGCUUGCUAUCACCUGUCUGUGCCAGUCACGUUCAGUCUCACCCCUCACUUGAAGGGCACCGCUAUUUCGGCAUGCGGUCCGAGCACGACGGCGACCAGCGCGUGGCGACGACACAUAAGCCACGCUGGAUCUUUGUCGCGGUUACCGGCGUCACGAACGGCGGCAAGACCAGUCUCAUCAAGCACCUCGUCGAGCAAUUUCCGGGCAGCGAGGCCAUCCACCAGGACCUCUUCUUCAGGCUAGAGGAAGACCCAAAUCACGAGAUGGUGCCUCAGCUGAACCAUGCCAACUGGGAGACCCUUGCCAGCGUCGACUGGGACAGGCUCCUCGAUGACCUGAAGCAGCGAACCGCGCUGCCACCGCCCGAGAAGAGUCGUCUUUUCAUCGUGGACGGCCACAUCGUGCUGAACGUGCCGCGGCUGGCGGGUCUCUUCGAGCGCAAGUACUUCUUCACGCUCACCAAGGAAGAGUGCUUCCGGAGGCGGCAGCAGCGACACUACGUGCCCCCUGACCCGCCGGGCUACUUCGACCUCGUCGUGUGGCCCAUGUACCUGAGCAACAAGCGAGACGUCGAGGCGACGGUCGCCGAUGUCCGCUAUCUGGACGGGGCUGCGGACAUGGCCGAGAUUCAUCGCCUCGUGCGAGAUGAUCUAGAAGCAUUGCUGAAGUCAGAAUCCUGAUCGCCGGUGCUCGGGCAGGGUGAUUAUAUAGUGUGUAUUUGUGGAUGAAAUUUCAUCGACCAUUUGAUAUGGCUUAACAUAAACUAGGAACCACUUGUAGAUCUGUAAAGGGUUUGCAACAUUACUCGGGAUUGAGCAUUUAGCUUUGAUAGUGCUGUCUCAGUUACUUGGAACCAUAGCCUCCGUGAGGGCAACGCGUAACAGCAGCGCAGAUCACCUGCAAGCCGUGCAUGCAUCCUAUACAAAUACCGGCGUACCAAAAGCUUGUUCAGAAUGACGGCACUCUGACGCACCAAGUAUCGUACAGUCGGUGAAAGGUCACAUUAAGCGGAGCGCAAGUUUGUCUGCUUUUUUUCCAGGGGUUUUGGGGACGUCAGGAUGCCGAGCUCUGAUUGGUUCUGAAUGAAGGAUAGUGGGUAGACUUCAAGGCAGCUUGCUUUGAGGUCUACCCACUAUCCUUCAAUCAGAGCUAAUCGAGCUUGGCAUCUUUCCGACGUCAUCUCAACUCCUGCGCAAAAAGCAGGCAGCUUGCUCUCCGCAUAGUGUGACCUUGCAUUGACCGUGAUCUGUCACAAUACAAUGUCAGCAUUGUCUUCAGCGGGCAAUAAGUGUACCGUAAAAUAUUGGGCAAGCACCCACUCAGAAUUUGAAGAUAAUCGCGAAAAAAUGGGAGAUUGGCACAUGUGAGGCCAUCAAUUUUACAUAUAUAUGUACUGUGCAUAUUUUUUUUUAGAUGUUUCAAAUUUUGGGGGUUGGCUCUUAGUGUGGAAUGGGCAGAUGUAUGGUAUUCUACGGUAGAUUGAUAUGUUAGUUGGUAGUCCUCUGCUUUCUGUGUACAGAGUCGUCGAGAUAAAUCUGGAAAAUUCACUAAAUUCAGGAAAACGCGCAGAGGCAAAGAUAUAAUAAACAUAGACAGUUUUCUGUGCUUUGCUAGGUCUGCCGUAAUGUCUUCCUGGCUGACAGAUUAUCUGAAUGUCUUAGCAAUGCUGUAAACUUGCGUCUUCUUGUAGCCAUACCAUGCAAUGAUUUGCAUAGGCAACUUUCUGGCACGAAGCAAUUGAAGCAUCAUCAUCAUCAUAAUGCCUCUAUUUGUGCCAAUCAACAACCAACAAAGGUCUACAAUGUGGCACAGUGAAAAAAUUGCACAGCUGUAACACAUGCUCAACUGAUAAAGCUAGCAUGCAACAAAACACGACAGUACAUUUUUAUCGACGAAAAAUAAUCUCAUCCAAUUGUCUACUGAGAUUUACGCAACUAUCAAAAAUAUCAAAAUUUUCAUGCCCAAGAUUGUUUACGCUUGUCUGCAUUCUUGUUGUUGGUGAUAUCAUGUGUUGAUAGUGGGGUUAAAAAGUGAGAGCUCUCCUAUUUGAGCGAGUCAAUACGUUCAAAUUUACUGUGAACAAAAGUGUUGAGUCAAUGUCCCCGUGAAUUAUAUUUUAUACAAGAAAGCUAUAUCGCGCGAUAAUCUUCUGAGGGAUAGACACUGUAGGCCAGAUUUGUCGAGCAGGAGUUCAAGGUUGUAAAAAUGCCUUCGGCCAAGGUAUUUGUCAUAAAAUUUGCGCACAAGGCGUCUCUGAACUGACUCUAUUUUAGCUGCAUCACAUAGUGUCAGUGAAUUCCACACCACAGAGCCAAAGUCUAGUCUCGAUCUAAUAAUAGAAUAAAAUAAAUAAAGGAAACAAGCAUAGUUCGCAAACUUUUUAAUUAAUCGAGUAAUCAUUCCUAGUAGUCUAAAUGCAGAACAGGCAGUAUGGGCGACAUGGCAGCCAAACGAUAGAGUAGUGUCAAAGUACACUCCGAGAUCACGAAGCGAUGAUACUCUCAAAAUGCACUUAUCAUCAGUUGAGUAUGAAUACUGUAUAAUUUCACGUUUUUUACUGAGACAUGACCUUAGUUUUUUCUGGAUUUAUGAUUAAGCAAUUUUCCCGACACCAGUUUAAAAUAUGUGAUGCAUCACUCUGAAGAAGGUCACAGUCGUCGAUCAAACUAAUACUCAAAAAGGGCUUAAUAUCGUCUGCGAAUAACAGCACGUUUGAGUAUACUACGCAAGUAGAUAUCUCAUUGAUAAAGAUGAAAAACAAAAGUGGACCCAAAUUGGAGCCCUGUGGAACUCCCAAUGACGAAUAAAAAGGGUCAGAGAAGUUAUUUAAAAUGCGUACGACACAAUGACGGUCAGUCAGGUAGCUUUCAAGCCAUAAUAAAAGCACAGGAGAAACGCCCGUACGCGACAAAUUGUGCAGCAGCAAAGCGUGGUUCACCUUAUCAAAGGCUUUCGAAAGGUCAAAAUAAACAAUGUUGACUUGACCGCGAUUACAAACAAAAGGUACUGAAUAAUCAUGGAAGGUACAGAGGUUUGUCUCGACUGAGCGCCCCUUGAUAAAACCGUGCUGAAAAGAACUGAUACGUCGCUUGAAAUAAAAAGAUAGACGGGUGUGCAUCACUAUCUCAAAUACCUUUGAAAAAGAAAGUAGCAAUGAUACAGGGCGAUAGUUCCCAACUUGCAUAGUAUCCCCCGUCUUAUGAAUAGGAACAACAAUAGACUCUUUCCACACAGAUGGAAAUAUACCCUUACUGCCCUUAAGCAUUGCUGCCCUCCGGUCGCAUUCCCCGCUCAUUUUCUGAGCAAGUCACGUAUUAUUUAUUAUGCGAUGGUUUGCUGUUGAAUCAGCGAAGUGUAAUACGGCCAAUUAGCUCCACUGUAUUUUGGAGAGAUGGAAUGCGGAAAAAGUCUGGAUUUAUCUUGACGACCCUGUAGUCAAUGCGACAUAACUGGUAAGCAAACCCUAACACAGAUUAUAAUGAGGACCAUGGUGCUCUGAGGGGGUUUCUUGCAAGCCAUUUACUAUAUGCUUUUAACAAAGAUGUGUAUCUGUCACAGUGUGGGAACGUCUGGUUUUUUAAAGACUUUUUUGUGCCUCGAGGGUCGAUACUCGAGAUGGAUAUUGCUCAUGAGGUUUGAGCAGCCAAGGUAUCUCUUGAAGUUUGCCAUGUUCAAGAACCCCUGCUUGCCAUUUCGGAAGCACCGUCUUAUGUUUUCUGGUUGUGUAGUAGCAGGGAUGGGCAGUAUUUCAAAUAGAAGUAUUUGAAAUACGUAUUUCAAAUACUUUGUGUAUUUUGCAUUUGUAUUUAAUUACGAAUUGGGUAAUGUAUUUGACGUGUGUUUAAAUACUAAAACGUGGGUAUUUCAAAUACAAUUGUAGUUAAAUAUGAUUUUGUGGGCGAAAAUACAUCCCUCAAAUUUAUUGUCACGACAAUUCUUGUUUUUAUGCAUGUGGUUGUAAGAUAUAGACUCCAUCCUUUAUUCGGCCAUGGGGAUUUUUUUCUUAUCCUCCUCCGGCUUUAUUUUAAAGGCACUAUCCAGAGCAGGAAGAAAACUAUGUUCUGCACCGAACGCAGUGUCUCUCAGUCAAGCACAAGCGUUUAGUGACUUUGUGAUUACGGUGCUAGCCCAGGGCAAGAAUAGGGACGAAAUCGACGUUCAUAGGCAGACAGGCUAAAUAAGAGCCUGCGACAACUUGCGAUGCUUUCCAGCCUGAUUUCUAUCCAUAUUUUUGCCUGGAACAUUCUAAAUGUGCGGGUCGUCCAGAUUUUCGUAACUGGUGCGAGUUGCAACAAUAUAAAACUUUCUAGCUAGUGCUGCGCGUCUUGGUCGUCUCGGUUCUUUGUUGGUCUAUACCAAAAUGUAAUCGACUAAAAAAUCUGCUUGAAGCUCUGUACUUUUUUCACCUAUUACGUCCAAGCUGAUUAAAUUUUUUUUGUGAUUAUAUUUCUAUUACGUUACUAGAGCCUCGCACACUAACUUCCGAGUGUGCGAUGCGCAAUUAAAAUGAAAUACCCAGAAACCCGUUGCAGGUGCCCUGAAGUCGCUGACGCAAAUUUUGAGGAAUGUAUUUGGAAAAAUAUUUGGAGGAGACCAAAUACAUUUGCUUGUAUUUGUAUCUUGUACUUAAAUGCUUUUUUGGAAAUGUAAUUAGAUUUGUAAUUAAAUACAUUUUGACGAAGUAUUUUGUAUUUGUAUUUCGAUACAUAUUUGCAUGUAUUUUGCCCAUUCCUGCGUAGUAGCAUAACCCACUGCUAAAGGAAGUUCGUAGUAAGUCGGGUGGGUGCUUUUUGGUAACUCGUAAUGCAUUCCUGCAAGUAUGUUUAUUUCCCCAUUGAUCAGGGUUGUGUAUAAUCUACAAAAUGCAUGUCAACGCUGCAUUUCUCUUGUGCAUGACGCACGUUUCUCUUUUACACAUUGUCUUACCCGCCGAGCAAGCAUAUCUGUACAGCGCCAACACGGUUAAAGAGAGAAUUGUCUACAGGUGGAAUACGCUUUACAGAUGGCCAUCUUAUAAUUACUAUGAAGAGGUCUGCACCUGGAAUCAACUUUUUGCGCCACAUUGUCAAGCCUAGCAUAGCUUCGCCCACAGUGCUCCAUCGACGUGAAAGCCGCUUGCACGGCCUCGUGGCUUCGUUUGGCAUCUUUGCACAGCAGCGCGUACAAAUGAGACAUUACGAGCCACAUGCUCUCUCAGCAGUGUGGGGCUGCAUACUAUGCUAGCCUUAAAAAGGUAGCACAAAACUUUUAGCCUUUCCACUCUAGUGAAGAAGGAUGACCAGCGAAGCUGUACUAUGGCGGGAAUGAAGUAAUGGCCGGCCGCAAGUCGCAAGCCAGAGUGGAAAGGUUGCCGCCAUCUAUUAGCGACGACGCUCAUAGAUGGCGGUAGCUGUCCAGAGUUCUGUGUCAUCAGGUCAUUUGAGGAUGGACACGAUCCUGAGGAAACUAGCCCUUAACAGCUCUGCUGUAAAAAGAUGAUGCCAAGUACAGACAGAUAAUAAAACUUAUAUUACGACAGAGUCAGCACCUAAUGACAUAGGUGCUUUCUCACAGUUUCCUUGAAGAGGUUAGUGAUGGAUUUAAAUUUACUGCGGUGCCCAGAACGACUACACUACAUUACAUUACACAAUGCCGUGAAGGCUACUGGUACAAGUAUGUGGCCGUGUAUGUCUUGUUUGCAUGACGGCGCAUGGAAACGAGAUGCUGGAGGACAUAACGCACUUGUGUCAAUGGCUUUGACAGUGUGUUAUGCUAUAUAGAAAAUGGAGUCAAGUAAUUUUGAUGACAUCCCAUUGGUUGUGAAAGUAAGAGAAAAAAAACAAACUGAUAACUCAAUCAUGUUAAGUCUGUCGCUUUGUUUAUUCCUUAAACUUUCCUCAUUGCACAGCUUUUAGACAAGCUAAUCGAAUUUCUAAAUACCUUUUUCCUUUUAAUGAGGGUGAGGUUUUUCUUUGAGAAAGAAAGGUCUUUUUCCAAUAAAAUGAAACUUUAAAUAAAAAUUGCAGAAUUUGUCUGGAGAUCAUGCAGCUUGCACUGGCAUUAGAGUGAUCUCUAACUUUUGCUUGCAAGCUACAGUUGCACAUAUAUCGGAUAAAAGCUGAUACUUCAUAGCUCUAGAGCUGGUGUACAAGUUGCUAUUGAAAUUUUGCUAUUCAGGCAUUCAACAAUUAAAUUGAUUAUCAGGUAGUGAUAGAGCCCAAGACCCAAGUAGUCAUACAAUUUGGAAAUUGAAUUAGUGUGUGUUGUUUACUUUUUCUCGAAAUUGUAAUUCAUUCAUUAGUUUUUAAUAUUGGUAAUUAUAGAAGUCUUACUACAAGCUACGAUUCCGGAAAUAACUGCUGCCGUCCGUCUAUACAAAAGUUUGAGAGUAUACUUGGUUCCAUAUCCCUUCCGCUCUGCAAUAACCGAGGGGAGAGUGAAGAAGGCUUCUUUUUAUGAAUUUGUGACCCCCCAAAAACUUCAGGAUGGGCACACAAGUGGCAUCUGAGGAGGUUAAUGCAGGUUAACUGCAGCUCAGCGGUGUAAAUUGCAGUGAUGUGAUAGGUCGGAGUCAUUUUCGAGCAGAAGAAAUCUUUUGGAGCAUAAGCACACACUUCAUUUUCCUUCAUACCACCGCAAAUAUUAUGCUAAGGUCUAAGCAUUGGCCUGUCGAACUGAAAGACAAUGUCUACCUUGCCUUCCCACUUUUGUGAAACCUUUAGUUAACGUCAGUUGCACAGCAGGUUUGAUUCCCUCGAACACAGAACAUGCUGCUCAGUAGUGCGUAGAAGCAAAAACACGGCAACUAGGUGCCAAUGAAUGAAUGACAGUAUGACUUGGAGUGCAGUUAUUUUCUGGACAGAAUCAAGAAUAAAGCACAUAGUAUGUUAUGCCGAAAAGUGUUAAACUAGAA
This is a messenger RNA of Ixodes scapularis (black-legged tick), 6972 nucleotides long. Its product is annotated as nicotinamide riboside kinase 1. NCBI's taxonomy places the organism in Eukaryota, Metazoa, Arthropoda, Arachnida, Ixodida, Ixodidae. Gene Ontology annotation, cellular component: cytoplasm. The transcript has a single exon. The record is from RefSeq and is a predicted model, not a curated record. The coding region runs from base 152 to 760 and encodes 202 amino acids.